CGAUGUGAAAUGGGAAUGCUAGUUCACACAGGAGCUGGAUUACUUCUCGUCCUUAUCGCUUUACUGCACUGACCGGAUCCUUCCAACUAAAAGCAGUGAAACAGGGUCGAUCUUCCAUCCAUUAGCCGGGAUAGACGGAAUCCACGCAUAAAGAUGAACACCAUCGUUUUUAAUAAAUUUGCCAACCAAGUUCUUUUCGAAGAAAAGGCAAACGAGGUGGAGAGGAACAGCAGAACAUAUAUCGAAGUUAUGGAAGAGCAGCACCGGGAGCUAAUGAUGCCGGACAGUCCCUCGAGCAGAAGCCAACGGGGUCUGCGACACAGGAGGUCAGGCUCUCGGCAGAGCGGUGGGAUGAGGCACAAACGACAGGCUCUUCAGGACAUGGCUCGACCCUUGAAACAGUGGCUUUACAAGCACCGGGACAACCCCUACCCCACUAAAACGGAGAAGAUUCUGCUGGCCCUUGGAUCCCAGAUGACUCUUUAUCAGGUUUCCAACUGGUUUGCAAAUGCCAGGCGCCGCCUAAAGAAUACUGUCCGACAACCAGAUUUGAGCUGGGCAUUACGAAUAAAGUUAUACAACAAGUACGUACAGGGCAAUGCAGAACGACUCAGCAUUAGCAGUGAUGACACAUGUUCGGAAGAUGCAGAACAUCCACCAAGGAAUCCUGCAGUUGGAGAGUUCAACAAACCCGUUCAGGCUGCUGUUAAAAAAGAAAGUCCGAUUCUGAAGGCAGUGGGCAGGGCAGGCACAAUAAUCAGUGAGGAUUAUGUGUCACCACCAAAGUACAAGAGUAGCUUGUUACAUCGUUACCUAAAUGACUCAUUGAGGCAUGUCAUGGCAUCAAAUGCAGCUAUGAAAGCUACCGACAGGAAAAGAAACCAUUCUGGAUCCUUCAGCUCCAAUGAAUAUGAGGAAGAAUUAGCAUCACCUUCUUCAUCUGAAGCAGACGGGACCUUUGUGUAUCGUACUGAGAUGGUGGAACAGGGACCGAACCGAUUAACCAGUUAUCCAAAGAAAAAGGAAGCUUCCAAAGAUGAAACCUACUGGAAGGAAAUUAACGCUGCCAUGGCCUUAACAAAUCUGGCACAGGCAAAAGGCAAAAUACAAGGAACAACCAGCUGUAUCAUUCAAAAGUCUUCGCAUAUUUCCGAAAUAAAGACUUUGAAAAUUUCACCGGGUAAACCAUUUUAAAAAAAAGUUUACGUGACUUAAGACAUUUCAGAAGCAAAAGCGUUCCAUGUAAGUAUAUUAAAAAAAAGUGCUGCAAUCAAAUGCUGACUCCUGGCUCUUGAGGCCAGUUUAGAAUAAAUCUUUUUUUUAAUCUAAUCUUAUCUUUAUUAAUAUAUUUAGGAUUUUGCAGCAGUUUUAAAUCUUCUGUAAUUGCACACA
Messenger RNA from Pristis pectinata (smalltooth sawfish), 1392 nucleotides. RefSeq names its product mohawk homeobox a (gene mkxa). NCBI's taxonomy places the organism in Eukaryota, Metazoa, Chordata, Chondrichthyes, Rhinopristiformes, Pristidae. Gene Ontology annotation, biological process: regulation of transcription by RNA polymerase II; cell development; muscle organ development. Gene Ontology annotation, cellular component: nucleus. The record is from RefSeq and is a predicted model, not a curated record. Gene Ontology annotation, molecular function: RNA polymerase II cis-regulatory region sequence-specific DNA binding; DNA-binding transcription factor activity, RNA polymerase II-specific.